This is a messenger RNA of Diatraea saccharalis (sugarcane borer), 1500 nucleotides long. Lineage: Eukaryota; Metazoa; Arthropoda; Insecta; Lepidoptera; Crambidae. The record is from the annotation of a GenBank genome assembly.
CUGGCAAUGCUCCUGUACACGUGUAUAUUAUUACUGGCGAUAUUAUUUUAUUUGAAAUGGUAUAAAGUGAAGCGAUAUUGGGCGGACCGCGGGGUGACGUACGAGGAGCCACAUCCGGUGCUGGGCAGCCUCACGUUUAUGCAGAAGAUCAACAUUGCGACUUGGAUACGUGAUAUGUACGAUCGUUAUCCCAAGGUGCCAUAUAUCGGCAUAUGGCUGUUCUGGAGACCAGCCCUUUUGAUCAAUUCUACGGAUAUCUCCCGCAGGAUCUUAGUUAAGGAUUUCGAUGCCUUCAGAAAUAGACUUGUAGGGACAAACAUUGAAAACAGUGAUCCAAUCGGAGGACUAAACAUAUUUACAUUGAAUGAUCCUAUGUGGAGUUCCAUCAGACGUCGACUAUCGCCGUUGUUCACAUCGUCUAAACUAAAGUCUUUGCAUCAACUAUACUUUAAUAAAGCGAAAGAACUGGUGCAAAGAAUCAAAAAUGAUCUUAAGAUUAACAAACCUUUGGAACUCAGGAAUUUGUAUGCCGAUUAUACCACAGACAUUAUCGGUAUAGCUUCAUUUGGAAUUCAAAGUGAUACAACGUUGACGAGAGAUAGCCCCUUGAGGGCUAUCACUAGAGAAUUUCAACAAUACAGCAUCCUGAGAGGGCUGCAAUGGUGCAGUAUAUUCUUCCUUCCAGAAAUAGCCAGUUACUUGAGAUUCGUUCUUUUCCCUAAAUCAUCAGUCAGAGUUUUAAGAAGCAUCUUCAAGCAUGUGGUAGCUCAAAGAGGCGGUUACAAUGAUAAAGCAGAAGUUAACGAUUUGCUUGACGCUCUACGUCUGAUAAAGUACGAAGCAGAUAAAAAUAAUGAAGUUAUGGAUGAAGACACAAUGAUCGCGCAAGCUGCUAUCUUCUUGCAGGGUGGAUUUGACACAUCAGCUUCCGCGUUAACUUUUCUUACUUACGAAUUAGCAUACAAUCCAGAAAUACAGGAAAAAAUUUACAAAGAAUUGUCACAAGCAAAACAGGCGCUUGGCGAUAAAGAUUUGGAUGCCCGUGUGUUCAGUGAAUUGGUCUACUUCAAUUGCGCCAUCAAGGAGAUAUUACGGAAGUAUCCUGCGAUGGGAUGGCUGGACAGGAUCGCCGAUAGGGAUUACCAAAUCGAUGAUAAAUUGACCAUUGCCAAAGGAACUAAUAUCUACGUAAACGUGAUGGGGAUGCAACACGACUCCGACCACUAUCCAGACCCGGACAAGUUUAAUCCCGACAGGUUCCUCCCUGAAAACGACGACGGCACCAGACCGUUCAUGCCGUUUGGAGCUGGCCCUCGGAUUUGCAUAGGCAUGCGUUUUGCAUACCACACAAUUUGGUACGCUGCGUCCUCAGUACUGCUGAAGUACCAGAUCCUGCCAAUCCCUGGAACCAAGCCGACUGCGCGGUGUGAAAUUGAUCACAGGGGACUAUUCCUUACACCUGGAAGUGGAACUUAUGUUAAAUUUGUAGCAAGGCAAUAA